ACCGGCCAAUUUCUCAACUCCACUAUAAACCCUAAAAAUUGAACCGAUUGGCCGAUCCCUUCACCGGGAAAUCUCAUCCUUUUAUCAUAUUUUCCCUGCCAAAUCGGAAGUAGCAUCGUAAAAUGGCGGAUGAGGUGGUAAUUCACAGCGAUUCUGAAGAUCGGGCGGCGAAGGGGAUCUCUGCCUCCGAUCCAGGCAGUGGUGAGACCAAGGAAUUGGAUAAAUCGGAGAUUAAGAACCAGGAACUUAAGAGAGAGAAUCUCGAAUUGAAGGAGAGGUUAGAGAGGCUUACGGGAGAGAUUCAAGAGAUGAAAGGUGUAGAAGCGGAGAUGAAUCAGAGAUUCGAAGAAAUGGAGAAAGAGAUCGAGGAGUACGAGGAAGAGAAGAAGGCUCUGGAAUCUAUUUCUACGAGAGCUGUUGAGCUUGAAACUGAGGUGUCUAAUCUUCAGGAUGAUUUGAUCGCUUCCUUGAACGGCGUGGAUAAGACUGCGGAAGAAGUGGCGGAGCUGAAGAAAGCCUUGGCAGAGAAAGUGGAGAAGCUGGAGGGCUGUGAGAAGGAAGCUGAGGGUUUAAGGAAAGAUAGAGCUGAGGUUGAGAAGAGGGUUAGGGAUUUGGAGAGGAAAAUUGGGGUUUUGGAAGUGAGGGAAAUGGAGGAGAAGAGUAAGAAAGUUAGACUAGAAGAGGAGAUGAGGGAGAAAGCUGACGAGAAAGAGAGAGAGAUUGAUGAAUUGCAGAAGAAAGUCGGUGUUCUGAAUCUGGAAUUGGUGAAGAACGGAGAGGAAUUGGCGAAAUGCAAAUCUGAGAAGAAACUCACGGAUGUAGCUUUGAGUGAAACUCAAAAACGAGAGAAGGAGAUGGAGUUGAAGAAGGAUGAGUUGCUGAAGAAGGUUAAGGAAGGUAAUAAGACUGUUUUUGGGUUGAAUGAGAGAUCCAUGAAGCCUAGUAAUGGAGUCAGAGACACAAAUGGUGGUCACCAAAAGGGUUCCAUGGAAGCAGAGUUUCAGUGGCCAGUGGUUGCUGCUGGAUCAGUUGGAGCUGCUGGUUUGGUUGCAGCAAUCUUGUUCGUCUGCUAUUCUAAGCUAAGGUGAUGUUGAUGAAUGUGUAGUGGAAGAAUAACUGAAGAACGAGUUCUUAAACUUUGAUUCCAGGAAUUGAUUUAUACAGGUUGGCUAAAAGUUUGUUUUUGGGUUUGGAUUUUUGAGUUUGUGAUGUUUGUUGAUUGUUGGCUAUCAUGUUUUUGUUGAUGGGAUCAGCUUUGAUUAAGCCACGCAUAUUGCAACUGUUCUUUAUCACUUCUACUUUGUCUUAUAGAUUUACGUGAGCAGUGCUUCUUCUUUACCUC
Molecule: messenger RNA, 1342 nt
Organism: Capsella rubella
Lineage: Eukaryota; Viridiplantae; Streptophyta; Magnoliopsida; Brassicales; Brassicaceae
Product: peroxisomal and mitochondrial division factor 1
Exons: 2
Coding region: 123-1088 (321 amino acids)
Source: RefSeq, a predicted model, not a curated record